Molecule: messenger RNA, 1050 nt
Organism: Entrophospora sp. SA101
Lineage: Eukaryota; Fungi; Glomeromycota; Glomeromycetes; Entrophosporales; Entrophosporaceae
Source: the annotation of a GenBank genome assembly
AUGUCAUCAUCACCUGCUUCCAAUAAAAUUUUAAAAAAGAAUUCACCAUAUUUCACAAGUGCAUUUUCAAGUGAAUGGGUCAAAAAAGACGAAAAGAAUGAUGGACUAAUUAUUUUUGAAAAACCUAAUAUUAGUGCCGAGGAUUUUGAAUUAAUUGUAGAAAUUACAAAUAUAUUUGAGUUAUUGGUGCCAGCAGAUGAAUUAUUCCUAACAAAUUUUAUCAAGGAAAUAGAAACUUAUUUAAUAAAUAAUCAUCGGAGAUGGUCGAAAAAGGGUUUUGGAAUCCAUUAUUUAUCCAUGACGGUUAGACUGAAAAUAUGUGAAGAAUUACAAACAUUUGCCAUUAAUUUAUUUGCCCAAAAUCCACAAAUCCUUUUCGAUUCAAAUAAACAUUUGUACAUGGAAGAUGAUGUGUUGUUUAAAAUAAAUUCAUCUUUGACCGUCCCUUCUUCGAUCUCAACAUCUGCUACUUUGAGAAAAGGAGCGAUAGAUUCCAAAAUUUUAAAAGUGAAACAUGUAGCUUUAAUUUCCAGUUGGUUAGAUCAACGGCAUGUUAUUUAUUACAAUUCGCAAAUUCCAUACAAAUUCGCUUUGAAAUGUCGUGGAAGUGAAGAUGGGUUUGCCGCGGAAAUUUUUCGAUUAAAAAGUGGUACCAUCCCAAACACACUGCUAAUCAUAAAAGUUAGCGGAACCAAUGAAAUAUUGGGUGGAUAUAAUCCAACACAUUGGGGACAUGAUCGAUCUAUAAAGGAUAAAAGCUUUUGGAGACCAGCCAACAACAGUUUUAUCUUCUCGAUGGACACCGAUCCGAACAAAUGGGAUUCUGCUAGAUUGAGUAGAAUUAAUCCGGAUUUCUCGGAGAAAGCAUUUUUAAUUAGUAAUUAUAGUGGACCACAAUUUGGGAAUGGUGAUUUGAAAUUGGGAGAUCAUUUUAAUUUUAAAACUUCAUCUUGCAAAAAAAGUUACUAUUUAGAGUCUAUUAGGAAUACAGAUGAUAAUUUUUUUUCAAUUGAAGAAUAUGAAUUGUUCCAAUUGGUUAAAGGAGUUUGA